Hippocampus comes (tiger tail seahorse) is the source of this 2197-nucleotide messenger RNA. RefSeq names its product leucine rich repeat containing 14B (gene lrrc14b). Gene Ontology annotation, biological process: negative regulation of DNA-templated transcription; negative regulation of apoptotic process; positive regulation of cell population proliferation. The record is from RefSeq and is a predicted model, not a curated record. The coding region runs from base 124 to 1698 and encodes 524 amino acids. NCBI's taxonomy places the organism in Eukaryota, Metazoa, Chordata, Actinopteri, Syngnathiformes, Syngnathidae. Gene Ontology annotation, cellular component: cytoplasm. The transcript is spliced from 3 exons.
CCAUCUCACCUACCGCAAGACCUCGUGCCUCGUUACAAGACCUGAACCAAAGCAAAACAAACGGACAGACGGCAGCAACGACAGACUCGUUUGUCAAUCGGAUGGCCCAUCCGAGGUGAGAGCAUGAAGUCGCUGCGCUUUCUCUCAUCCGAGGCCUUCGUUCAUAGCGGCCCGAGUGCCGAGCAGAACCUGGCUUACGUGUCUUUCGACGCAUACCCGCACCUCUUCAAGGCCUGCUACUUGCACGAGCGGCCUGAGUUGUUGCGAGCGUUGGUGCGCACCUGGCCGCUGACCGAGCUCCACCUGGGGUCGCUUCUGGGCCGGACGCUCGACUGCCCCGACGACCUCACCUCCCGCACGUGCCACCUAUGUCUCAACGCACUUUGCAUCGGAUUGAAGGAUUACGUGCUGUCCCCGCCCGGCACGUAUGCCAAAAGCCUGCGUGUUGUGGACCUGACGUCCUUGAGGGAUGUGGAGCGGCAGGCGUGCCCAUGCGGGACCACCCUGGGCCGCUGGGCUCGCACCGGGUUGCUAAGCCAACUGUGCUAUGAGACGGUGACAGCCAUGGAGGGCGGCGACGACGUACCCCCCUCUGUGUUUGGCACCGCCGUGGACGUGCGUCUCAACGGCUUCGUCACGGGCCGUAACUACGAGCUAGUGACGCAGGCCUUGAUACUGGCGCGCUACGCGCCCCUCAAGCUACGCUUUGUGACAUUCCGCGCCGAUUCGUUGGCCCUCAAGCAACUCUUCUACGUCCUGCGACUGGCUCACCCCGAGGCGAUGACCAAACUGGAGGUGGUGCACAACGUUCCUCUGGAGACCGUUCACCUGGAGGUGCUCUUCUCCAAGGUGGACUUCCCUAGGCUGAGGUCCCUCACGCUGCCGACGGGGUCACUAGACGUCAGGAGGUUGGGAGCAGACGACCAACAGCUGAUGGCCGUCCUUGGGAACCUGAUGGCCAAACUCGGCAGCCUGACCGAGCUCUCCAUGGGAUUCUCCACGCUCACCGGACACCUGAGGAAACUGCUCAGCCCCCUACAGAGGCCGCUUGAAAGCUUGGAGCUGGCCAACUGCUGCCUGAGCCGCGUGGACAUGACCUACCUAGCCAACAGCCUGCACAGCGAGUACCUGUUGCACUUGGACCUGAGUGGCCACCCCGUUCUGGAAGACUUCCCCGCAGCCUUCAUAAAGUUACUGGGCCGCUGCUCGGCCUCACUGGCAAGCCUGGCCCUGGAGGAGUGCAGCGUAGAGGACGCAGCCGCCUUGGCAGACGCGCUGUCCCGCUGCCAGGCGCUGGAGGAGCUCAAACUGCUGGGCAACCCUCUGAGCGGCCCAGGCCUGCGGAGACUGGUGAGCGCGUUGGCGGCAGGAUUCCCCAAGCUGCGGUACGUGGAGAUUCCCGUUCCUCGCGAAUGUUACCCGGAGGACGUCACGUACCCGCUGGAUGACACGGCCCUGCUGCAUUACGACGGGGCGCUCUUUCGGGAGGUCAGGGAGCAGCUGUUGGGGAUCCUAGCAGGAGCGGGCAGAGGGGACGUGGAUUUGUGCACCCCGCUCAUGGGCGCCUACGAUCCAGAUCUUUAUGAGACCAACAACGAGCUUGGCGUGUCCAUGUUGAAGUCUUUUAACAGCGUCAUGGGGAACUUCAUAGAGACCAUCACAGAAGUCAACGACAGGAGGGCACAAAAGAACAAUUAACCAGUUGGAGCAUUUCGAUGCAAUGUACAUGUUUGUGUUCAUGUAGAAUUCAGUGACUUGAUUUUACUUCUGACUAAUAGCUGAUCUUCGGGGUAGCCCGUCUCCAUACAGCAUUAAUCUAAUAGCACACUUCCCCAAAUGAUUUUUUGUGUGCUUACUAAACAAUAAAAAAUAGCACCAAAUACUCAAAUGGCUUCAACAUACGGUGCUUCCUUGACACCAAGAUAACACCAGAUGGAGCAGAAGCAAUAAUUUUUUUGAGUAAAUAAAGAUAUCGGUAACAAAAGAAAAAAAACUGCAAAUAGAAAAAUUGAGGAAUAUGGGGCAAAACAAAAAAAAGUAGGACUCAUAUUCCAAAGCAUUAGUUUUUUUUCCAAAAUCAUACAUUUGGAGAAUAAAAUUUACAAUAAAGUGUAACAUUUUUGUGAAGAAAAGUUAUCUAUCGAGACAUUUUUUUCAUACCCCGAAGGAUGACUUCUUUCCUAGAUUUUUUUUUUUU